Molecule: messenger RNA, 1314 nt
Organism: Xenopus tropicalis (tropical clawed frog)
Lineage: Eukaryota; Metazoa; Chordata; Amphibia; Anura; Pipidae
Gene: rnf170
Product: ring finger protein 170
Biological process (GO): protein ubiquitination
Cellular component (GO): endoplasmic reticulum membrane
Molecular function (GO): ubiquitin protein ligase activity
Source: RefSeq, marked validated
AAGCUGGGACCUGUCAGGAAAAAAGUUUAAUGACCGUGCUCUGGAAUGGCUGAUAAUCAGGAAGGACGUCCUUAUUUUCCAUUAGAUGAAGGCUCAAUCAUUGAAGGAGUAAGCGAUCAAGUGAUUGUUGUUGUUUUACUCAGCUUUGUUGCUGUUGGUUCACUUUUAUAUCUGCUUUUAAGAAAUGAUGAGCAAAACAUUCACCCAGAAAAUCAAGACAGGGUCAGAGCUGUUCGUGAACAGUUGCAAAACGAACAAGAAACUCCUCCUCCACCUCGCCCUCAGUUCUACUCUGAUAUGACAUGUCCAGUGUGUUUACAACAAGCUACAUUUCCAGUAGAAACAAACUGUGGACAUCUUUUUUGUGGCUCAUGUAUUAUUGCCUACUGGAGGUAUGGUUCAUGGCUUGGAGCAAUCAACUGUCCUAUUUGCCGUCAAACGGUGACAUUAAUAUUUCCAUUGUUUCAAGCAACGGAACAGGAAGACUCCCAAAAUAUACUCCGGGAAGCCAUUGGUUACAAUCGAAGGUUUUCAGGACAACCUCGCUCUCUCAUGGACAGAAUUAUGGAUUUGCCCACUUUGCUGCGCCAUGCCUUCCGUGAGAUGUUCUCUGUUGGUGGGCUGUUUUGGAUGUUCCGGAUUAGAAUUGUCCUGUGUCUGCUUGGAGCCCUAUUCUACCUGGUUUCACCCUUGGACAUUAUUCCCGAGGCUGUUUUUGGUCUUCUUGGAUUUCUGGAUGAUUUCUUUGUAUUAUUUUUAUUACUAAUAUACAUCUCCAUUAUGUAUCGAGAAGUGGUGACACAGAGAUUGUAUAGAUGAAAUACUGGGUGGGGAAGGGGGUUUUGUUUUAUACUUGGGAGCCUUUAACAUUCUAUGCAGCAACAUCUUGAUUAAAGAUGCAGUGACAUAACUGGAAUUCUGAACCACAACUGUAGCAUUGUGCUUAAUAGCAAUAUUUGGCUUAAUUUCUCUUACAUAUAAAGUAUUGCUAUGGGAACAGUGAAAGAAUAUGUUUACAUAAGUGUGCACUAUAAAGUUCCCACAGUAAAUACUGUAAGCAAAAACAUUUUAAAUGUUCUAUUGUUUUCCUAGAACUGAAAUAUUAUCUGUACAGGACUGGAGUGGAUGAUUUCUUUUCAUACCUACACAGUACCUACUCCGUAGUUUAAUAUACACUGCUAUUGUCAUUUAUGUUAACUUUGUAUUUGCGAAAAGCACAAUGGAACAUAUACCAUCACUAAAACUGCAGUUCAGAAAAUAUAUGUGAAUGUUUUUGAAAAUGUUAAAAAAAAAAUAAUAAUAAAUAGAAGAACA